CACAAAGGAAAACUCUCUUCUCACUAAACGUGGUAUCCAUUCGAGUUUAAUGAAUGGACAUGAAGAUGUUUCUACCUCACCUCGCUCUCCUCCUACUCUUAACCACCACCGCCGCCGCUCCGACCUCAUCACAGACCGAUAAACUCGCCCUCCUCUCAUUCAAAAAGAUGAUCCAACAAGACCCCGACGGCGCCCUCUCCGACUGGCAGCGCAACAGAGACCCAUGCACAUUCCACGGCGUCACCUGCAACGAUCAACGCCGCGUCACCGCCCUCGAUCUCGCCCAGUCCAAUCUCGUCGGCCAAAUCUCCUUCUCCCCGCUUUCCUCACUCGACAUGCUCCUCUCCCUCAACCUCUCCGCCAACUCCUUCGUCGUCAACGCCAACUCUUCUCUCCUCCAAAUUCCAUAUUCCGUCAAGGAGCUCGAGCUCUCCUUCUCCGGCGUCAUCGGCCACCUACCGGAGAACAUGUUCGCCAAUUGUCCUAGUCUUCAAUACGUCAAUCUUGCCUUCAACAACAUCACCGGAUUUCUACCGGAGAAUCUCUUCCUCCACAUUGAUAAGCUCAAAUAUCUCGAUCUAUCCUACAACAACGUCUCCGGCACCAUCUCCGGUUUGAAGAUUGAAAAAUGCAGCUCCCUUUCUCACCUCGAUUGGUCGGGGAAUCAGAUUUCCGGAUCGCUGCCGCCGUCCUUCUCCAAUUGCACCAGCCUCGUGGAGCUGAUUCUGCCGGAGAAUUUCCUCUCCGGCGAAAUCCCCUCUGCUUUUGGCGCGCUGAAAAAUUUACAAACCCUAGACCUCUCUCACAACCACCUCACUGGCUGGAUCCCGCCGGAGCUCGGCAACACGUGCGCCUCCCUCACCGACCUCAAGCUCUCCAAAAACAACAUCACCGGAUCGAUCCCCGACUCCUUCGCGUCGUGCUCGUCUCUCCAAACACUCGACCUCUCCAACAAUAAUUUGACCGGACCUUUCCCUGAUUCGAUUCUCGAAAAGUUAACAUCUCUGGAGAUCCUCCUCCUCAGCGGCAAUUGGAUUUCCGGCGAAUUUCCGGCGUCAAUUUCCUUCUGCAAGAGCCUGAAGGUGGCGGAUUUCAGCUCCAACAAGUUGUCCGGGAUCAUCCCGCCGGAUAUAUGCCCAGGCGCCGCCUCGCUGGAAGAGCUCCGGGCGCCGGAUAAUCUCCUCUACGGCCCGAUCCCCGGCCAAUUGUCUCAGUGCUCACAGCUGAAGAUAAUCGACUUCAGCAUCAAUUACAUCAACGGAUCAAUUCCAAGUGAAUUAGGAAAUCUGGAGAAUCUGGAGCAGCUGAUAGCAUGGUACAAUGGGUUGGAAGGAAGCAUACCGCCGGAGCUGGGGAAAUGCAAGAAGCUGAAGAAUCUGAUCUUAAACAACAAUCAUUUAAGCGGCAAAAUCCCUACGGAAAUCUUCAAUUGCGCUAACAUAGAGUGGAUUUCCCUCACCAGCAACGCCCUCACCGGCGAAAUCCCCAAGGAAUUCGGCUCAUUAUCUCGCCUAGCCGUUCUGCAACUCGCCAGCAACAGCUUAAGCGGGCAGAUUCCGAACGAGUUAUCGAGCUGCACCAGUUUAGUAUGGCUAGACCUCAACAGCAACCAAUUAAGCGGCGAGAUCCCACCGCGGCUAGGGCGACAGGUCGGGUCGAAGGCGCUCACCGGAAUUCUAUCAGGAAACACACUAGUCUUCGUCAGGAAUGUAGGGAACUCGUGCAGAGGAGUCGGAGGCCUUCUCGAAUUCGCCGGAAUCCGCCCCGAGCGGCUGCUGCAGGUUCCCUCGCUCAAGACCUGCGACUUCACCAGGCUCUACUCCGGCCCUGUUUUGAGUCUCUUCACGCGUUAUCAGACGCUCGAGUAUCUCGAUCUCUCUUACAAUCAGCUCCGCGGCAAAAUCCCCGAUGCGUUUGGGGAGAUGAUAGCUCUACAGGUUCUGGUCAUAUCGCACAACCAGUUAUCCGGCGAGAUUCCGGCGACGCUAGGGCAGCUCAAGGAUCUCGGCGUGUUCGACGCUUCGCACAACAGACUGCAGGGGCAUAUUCCGGAGUCCUUCUCGAUGCUGUCCUUCUUGGUGCAGAUUGAUCUGUCGUUUAACGAGCUCACCGGCCAGAUUCCGCAGAGAGGGCAGCUGAGCACUCUUCCGGCGAGCCAGUACGCGAAUAACCCCGGCCUCUGCGGCGUCCCGUUGCAGGAAUGCCAGUACACUCAAGCCUCUUCCAAUCCAGACGACGACGAACAGGGGCGGAAGAGCGGGAGGAGUGCCCCGUGGGGUAACAGCGUGGUGAUGGGGUUACUGAUAUCCGUAGCCGCCGUGUGCAUCAUGAUCGUGUGGGCCAUCGCGGUCCGGGCGCGGCGGAGGGAGGCGGAGGGGGUGAAGAUGCUGAGCAGCCUUCAGGCCUCCUACGCCGCCACCACGUGGAAGAUCGACAAGGAGAGGGAGCCCCUCAGCAUCAACGUCGCCACGUUCCAGCGCCAGCUGAGGAAGCUCAAAUUCUCGCAGCUGAUCGAGGCCACCAACGGCUUCUCCGCCGCUAGCAUGAUCGGCUCCGGCGGAUUCGGGGAGGUGUUCAAGGCCACGCUCAAGGACGGCUCCAGCGUCGCCAUAAAGAAACUCAUCCGCCUCAGCUGCCAAGGCGACAGGGAGUUCAUGGCGGAGAUGGAAACGCUAGGGAAAAUCAAGCACAAGAAUCUAGUCCCAUUGCUAGGCUACUGCAAAAUCGGAGAGGAAAGGCUUCUAGUGUACGAGUUUAUGGAUCACGGCAGCUUGGAGGAGAUGCUCCACGGGCGGUCGAGGAGGAAGGAAGGAGGCGGUGGCGGUCGGUUGCUGAGGUGGGAGGAGAGGAAGAAGAUCGCGAGGGGGGCGGCCAAGGGGCUCUGUUUCCUCCACCACAACUGCAUCCCGCACAUCAUCCACCGCGACAUGAAGUCGAGCAACGUGCUCCUGGACAACGAGAUGGAGGCGCGGGUGUCCGACUUUGGGAUGGCGCGGCUGAUCAGCGCGCUGGACACGCACCUGAGCGUGAGUACCCUGGCGGGGACGCCAGGGUACGUGCCACCUGAGUACUAUCAGAGCUUCAGGUGCACGUCGAGGGGAGAUGUGUACUCGUUUGGGGUGAUCCUGCUGGAGCUGCUGACGGGGAAGAGGCCGACGGAUAAGGAGGACUUUGGGGACACGAAUCUGGUGGGGUGGGUGAAGGGGAAGGUGAGGGAAGGGAAGGGGAUGGAGGUGAUCGAUGCGGAGCUGAUGUCGGUGAACAAGGCCACGGAUGAGGCCGAGGCCGAGCAGGUGAAGGAGAUGGUGAAGUACUUGGAGAUCUCGCUGCAAUGUGUGGACGAUUUCCCCUCCAAGCGCCCUAAUAUGCUGCAGGUUGUGGCCAUGCUCAGGGACCUUGGAUCUGCUCCCAAUAGUGCUUGAUCAUAUCAUCUUCACCUCUCUUUCUCAUAAACUGUAAUAUCACUUUUUUCUGUCAAUUAAAAAAUCUUCAAUUUUGAACAACA
Salvia hispanica is the source of this 3505-nucleotide messenger RNA. Lineage: Eukaryota; Viridiplantae; Streptophyta; Magnoliopsida; Lamiales; Lamiaceae. The record is from RefSeq and is a predicted model, not a curated record.